Messenger RNA from Apus apus (common swift), 3015 nucleotides. It is a transcript of the gene FICD, whose product is annotated as FIC domain protein adenylyltransferase. Bases 93 to 1460 code for a protein of 455 amino acids. Gene Ontology annotation, molecular function: protein binding. The transcript has 3 exons. The record is from RefSeq and is a predicted model, not a curated record. Lineage: Eukaryota; Metazoa; Chordata; Aves; Apodiformes; Apodidae.
ACUGCAGCCGGCGUCUGGCGACUGCGGGAGGCGGCAAAGGCGGUGUGAGCAGCAGGAAGAGAGAUGUUCCUCGUGCCUGUGCUGGAAGCAGGAUGAACCUGGUGCCGAUGGGGGCAGCUCCCGCGCUGAAAUGGAUGAGCCUGUGGAGCCGCCUCCGCUGGGCGGCCGUGCUGGGGCUCCUGCUGGGCUCCCUGGCCGUGCUGCUGCUCCCGCUGGCUGCUGUGGAGGACCAGUGCCAUGCCCUGCUCCAGGGACUCUCCUUCCUGAAAAGUAAACUGGGAGCAGGCUCCUCGGGGGUCACCAGAUACACAGGACAAACCACCGGCCUGAGCGUGACCUCCAGGGGGCUGCAGCUGCUGGUGCUGAAAGGCAAAGCCUCCCCAGAAGUGAAGUUAGAAGCCAAAGCAGCUCUCAACCAAGCCCUGGAGAUGAAGCGCCAGGGGAAGCGGGAGAAAGCCCACAAGCUCUUCCUGUACGCCCUCAAAAUGGACCCUGACUACGUGGAUGCCCUGAACGAAUUUGGCAUCUUUUCUGAAGAGGAGAAAGACAUUCUCCAAGCUGACUAUUUGUACUCCAAAGCACUGACCAUCUCCCCCUGCAAUGAGAAGGCCUUGAUCAAUCGGGACCGGACGCUGCCGUUGGUUGAAGAGAUAGACCAGAGGUAUUUCAGCAUUAUUGACAGCAAGGUUAAGAAGGUGAUGGCCAUCCCCAAGGGCAACUCUGCCCUGCGCCGCGUGAUGGAGGAGUCCUACUACCACCACAUCUACCACACAGUGGCCAUCGAAGGGAACACGCUGACCCUCUCCGAGAUCCGGCACAUCAUCGAGACCAGGUACGCCGUGCCUGGCAAGAGCCUGGUGGAGCAGAACGAGGUGAUUGGCAUGCACGCUGCUCUCAAGUAUGUCAACACCACCCUGGUGUCCCGGAUCGGCUCCGUCACCAUCAGCGACAUCCUGGAGAUCCACCGCAGAGUGCUGGGCUACGCCGACCCGCUGGAGGCGGGGAGGUUCAGGGCCACCCAGGUGUUUGUAGGACAUCACAUCCCCCCGCACCCCCAGGACGUGGAGAAGCAGAUGCAGGAGUUUGUGCAGUGGAUGAACUCGGAAGAUGCCAUGAGCUUGCACCCGGUGGAGUUCGCUGCCCUAGCCCACUACAAGCUGGUUUACAUCCACCCCUUCGUGGAUGGCAACGGGAGGACCUCGCGCCUGCUGAUGAACCUCAUCCUGAUGCAGGCAGGCUACCCCCCCAUCACCAUCCGCAAGGAGCAGCGGGCUGAGUACUACCAUGUCUUGGAAGUAGCCAACGAGGGGGAUGUCAGGCCCUUCAUACGCUUCAUUGCCAAGUGCACCGAGACAACCCUGGACAUGCUGCUCAUCGCCACCACCGAGCACUCCGUGGGCUUACCUGGCGCCGACGGCAGCGCGGCUGGCUGCAACCCCACCAUCCCUGUCAAGACCUGAGGGCUGGGGCCAUUCAGGAGCUGAUGAACACGUGGGAGAACAGGACACCAAGCCACUCAGAAUUCCUGCUGGGAAGUAACUCGACAGGAGGGGUCACUCUCUAGCAUUUCAUUUAUUUAAAGUGUCUUAAAUUCAGUUAAGUUAAUUUAUUUAUAUACGUUUCGCUGAGCUGAAAUGUGAACUGUUGAUGUUGACUGUGCACUAUAACUUGCUUGUGCUACUGGAAGGAGGUAGGCAGGUGUCACAGGGGCUCAACAAGCCCCUCUGACUUUAACUUCUCUUUAAAAUUAAGCUUUGAGAAGCUGCUUCAAUUACAGCCCUUCGCCUGGUCAGGCACCUGCAUUGUCUUACCUUGCCACAGAGCAGCGAGGCAAGACAGGGUCUUAACUGAGUUGUUCUUUUUGUGUUACCUCUUUCCCCAUGUUAAAAAAAUCCUCAGAAAAACCAACCUUGCAGUGAGUGGUCUCCCAGCUGCAUUAAUCAGGCUCUUUCCCAUCAGCCAUCAGGUUUGACAGCAGUGAUCAGGAAGAACAAACUCCAGUUCAGCAAAAGCAUCUCUCUCCUCUCCGUUCUCUUUUCAGGAGCACUUUGCGCGUUUACUUUGUGGCCUUUCCUAGGGUGAGUUUUGUACAAGUGGGAAGUACCUGGUUUAAGGUUACAGAUUGUCACUGAAACAGGAGAAUUGCUCUCAGACUGACAUCACCAAGCUGCUUUUGCUGACAGAAGGGUUGGCCAGAGCUGAGGCCAUGCCUCAGAACCACCUCAUCCAGCAGGAUCCCUGGGAAACUGCAGCUGUCCUCACACAUUUCAGUUGGGGGGUUUGGAAAAAGCUGGCUUGCUUCUGCAGAGCUGUGGGCAGAAGAGGUUAUGACACACAGUGGUGAGACAACCUUUAGCCAUUGUGCCAGUUUGGUAAGAGUGUGGAUAGCAACUGUGCCAAAAAAUGAAGUUUCUUCAAUCUACGCAAGGGAACUUUUCAGUUAAUUAUGAGGUGACAUUAUUGCAGUGACACAAGGUGUCACAAAUCACACAAGGCCUCUUGGUGCUGCAGGGGCAGUUAGUGUAGCACCUGGAAGCUUCUGUGCAAGUCAAAGCAGCUUUUCUUUGCUUUUAAAGUAAAAGCACCUGCAGCCUAACCCUGAAGAGUAGCUCCCAGCCAGCUGUGCAAUUGAUCCCAACACCAAGGUUAGAUGAUUCAAUCCAGUUUCAAGUGCUGUUGCACAACAGCAGAAGUUGUUAAGAUUGUCCCAGCCCAGUGUUAAGUUUCUUCCCUUCUAACUGUCUUACCUGCCAGGCAGCUAGGACACAUCUUACACAAGCAGACUUCAGGACAAGAGGGGAGUUAUCCAGGUACCACAGCACCACUCCGUGCUCCCAUCCCACUUCCUCCUGGCAGGGGAAGCCAACAAUAAAGGAGGAAGGUUGUUCUGCCCUUACAAAGCAUGCUUAUUUUUGUAGUGCAAGGAGAGUAUAAAUAAAAUCUGCACUUUAGAGCUCCGGGAAAAAAAAUACAUGUUAUUUUAGUAACAGAUUAAUAAACUAUUUUAAUAUGAAA